This is a messenger RNA of Boleophthalmus pectinirostris (great blue-spotted mudskipper), 981 nucleotides long. RefSeq names its product gastrula zinc finger protein XlCGF7.1-like. Gene Ontology annotation, molecular function: DNA-binding transcription factor activity, RNA polymerase II-specific; RNA polymerase II cis-regulatory region sequence-specific DNA binding. Lineage: Eukaryota; Metazoa; Chordata; Actinopteri; Gobiiformes; Gobiidae. The record is from RefSeq and is a predicted model, not a curated record. Gene Ontology annotation, biological process: central nervous system development; regulation of transcription by RNA polymerase II. The transcript has a single exon. Bases 40 to 981 code for a protein of 313 amino acids. Gene Ontology annotation, cellular component: nucleus.
GAAGACUGGAGAGCUCCACUCAGCUGUUCACCUGCACACAUGGACACAGGGGCUGAUGGAGACCACAAUAACCAAGAGACUAGAGCCAGAAGCACCACUGCACAAAACCCACGUCUGUCCCCCAAAUACAAGUGUGCACCAGAGACCAGAGCCACUGUGAACAAUGCAGACAUGUCAGGAACUGGUGAAGGACCCGAGAGGAGGAAACACAAGUGCUCUGUUUGUAAAGAGAGAUUUGGCUCUAAAUAUAAACUGAAAAGACACAGGAGAGUUCACACAGGAGAGGAACCAUUCAGGUGUUCAGUUUGUAAGAAAGUUUUUUCUCAUAGUUCUAGUCUCAAAACACACAUGAGGACUCACACAGGGGACAAACCAUUCAGGUGUUCGGUUUGUAAGAAAACAUUUGCCCAAAAGGUUAUUCUCAAUAGGCAUAUGAGGACUCACACAGGGGAAAAACCAUUCAGCUGCCCAGUCUGUAAGAAAGACUUUGCAGAUAGUUCUAAUCUCAAAACACAUAUGAGGACACACACAAGGGAGAAACCAUUCAGGUGUUCGGUUUGUAAGAAAACAUUUGCCCAAAAGGUUACUCUCAAUAGGCAUAUGAGGACUCACACAGGGGAAAAACCAUUCAGGUGUUCGGUUUGUAAGAAAGACUUUGCAGAUAGUUCUUAUCUUAAAAUACAUAUGAGAACACACACAGGGGAAAAACCAUUCAGCUGCCCAGUCUGUAAGAAAGACUUUGCAGAUAGUUCUUAUCUUAAAAUACAUAUGAGAACACACACAGGGGAAAAACCAUUCAGGUGUUCAGUUUGUAAGAAAGUUUUUUCUCACAGUUCUAGUCUCAAAACACAUAUGAGGACACACACAGGAGAGGAACCAUUCAGGUGUUCAGUUUGUAAGAAAGUUUUUUCUCAUAGUUCUAGUCUCAAAACACAUGAGGACUCACACAGGAGAGGAACCAUUCAGCUGCCCAGUAUGUAA